Andrographis paniculata is the source of this 3683-nucleotide messenger RNA. RefSeq names its product formin-like protein 11. The transcript has 4 exons. Gene Ontology annotation, biological process: actin cytoskeleton organization; actin nucleation. NCBI's taxonomy places the organism in Eukaryota, Viridiplantae, Streptophyta, Magnoliopsida, Lamiales, Acanthaceae. Gene Ontology annotation, molecular function: actin filament binding. The record is from RefSeq and is a predicted model, not a curated record. Bases 421 to 2760 code for a protein of 779 amino acids.
CAAGACCUGACCAAAAAAAAAAAAGAAACAGAGGUAAAACAUUAAACAAGCAAACAAAUCUUGCAGUGUAAAAUGCUAAUGGGAUUAAACUACAGUGACCUAACCAGAGGCCAUUAAUGGCGGCAAACAAUCAAAAUUUAAGAGGGCCUGCAGGGCACACCACACCAGACCAAACCAGUACAACCACAACUGCCCCUCAGGGCUUUCCUUGGAGUAGCAUUAAAGUCUUUUCUUUUAGUUCUUCAUCUCAUCUUCAUCUUCAUCUUCAUCUUCAUCUUCUUCUUUCUUUUUUUUUUUUUAGGGUUUCUUAAUUUCAACCACAAGAUUCGAUGAUGACGAUGAUGAUUUCCACACACAGAUUUAUACCCCUCAAAAAGUUACCCAAUUUUGCUCUUCUAUGAUUUCUUCCCUCCCUCAAAAAUGGCUCAUCACUUCCCCAUCAUCAUCCUCUUCCUCCUCCUAUCUUUCUACACUGCCCUCAAUUUGAUCGCCAAUUCCCAAUUUCAUUCGCACCCCCAACACAAAUCUCCCAAUCGCCAUUUCCUAACCUUCAGAUUCUUGAAAGAGCUUCAGAAAUUCAAAUCCACUAAUGUGCAAUUUCCAAAUUUACUCCCAUCGCCGGCGCCGGCGCCGGCCAUUGCUCCGGCCGCGUCUCCACUCUCCCCCCACCCGCCGUGGCACCGGCGGCGGCGCCCAUUGCCGCAACCCCACAAACCAGCAUCAGCAGAUCAUCGCCGGAGUAAUGGCGUGAGUAAAAGAGCAUUGGCAGCUGUUCUUGUGUCUAGUGCAAUAGCCUUUGCGCUGCUGCUGCUGCUCGCCGCCGGAAUCUUCUUUCUCCGGCGCCGGAGAUUCUGGCGGAAGAAGAAGAAGAAUGUAGCGGCGAGGAUAAUUAAUUCGGGGAAUAAUUGUAAUAAUAAUAAUAUUAAUAAAAGUGUGUCGAAAUACGUGAGCUCGCAAUCCUCCGUGAAGAAAGUGACCUCCGAUCCAGGCCCCGAUCUUUUCUACCUCGACUCCCUCGAAUCGGCAUUCCAAUCCCGAACAAAUUGCUACCCAACCUCUGGCGCCAGCAGAGAAAUCUCAGCCGUCGAUGAUUCAAUCCACGGCUCUUAUUCGUCGCCAAGCUCCGAUCGGAUAAUCCCGGCGCCGGAAUUUGAGGAGGAUAAGAUUGAGGCUUCAUCGGAAGACGAAUCUUUCCACUCUUUCUGCGAUUCCGAGCUUUCCCAUAAGUCCCUUUCCAAUGCUUCUAAUUCGUCUUUUACAGAGAAUUUAGAAAAUUCAGCUAAAGAAGUUAAGAAAAUGGCAGCGCCGCCGCCUCCUCCUCCUCCUCCUCCUCCGCCGCCGCCGCCGCCGCUGGCUACCUUAGUGAAAGUGAAGUACAAUGUAGUUACCUCAUCGGAUCCAAGCUUGUCCGAGACAGUUGCGGCGGCACCGGCAGCUCCUCCCGGCAUUCCUCCUCCGCCUCCUCCGCAGCAAACAAUUCCAUUUGGGAAGGACGGAUCGCCAUUGCCUAAGCUCAAGCCUCUGCAUUGGGACAAAGUGAAGGCCGCGCCGAAUCGAACGACGGUUUGGGACAAGCUGCGAUCGAGCUCAUUCGAAUUCGACGAGGAAAUGAUCGAGUCUCUCUUCGGAUACAAUCUCAACAACGCGUCAAAAAACGAUGAAGCGAAGAGCAAGACACCUUCGCCGAACAAGCACAUCCUCGAGCCUAAAAGAAUCCAAAACUUUACGAUUCUAUCGAAAGCGUUGAGCGUAAACGAGGAACAAGUUUGCUGUGCAUUAGUCCGAGGGGAUGGCUUAUCUUUGCAAGACAUAGAAGCGCUGUCGAAAAUGGUUCCGACAAAGGAGGAAGAGGCCAAACUAACAAAUUACAAAGGCGACGUGUUCGAUCUCAGCUCGGCCGAGAAGUUAGUCAAGGCGAUGCUCAAAAUCCCUUUCGCAUUCCUGCGAAUUGAGGUGAUGCUCUAUCGAGAAACAUUCGAAGACGAGGUUUUACACCUCCGAAAAUCUUUCUCGAUGCUCGAGGAAGCAUGCAAGGAGCUUCGAUCGAGCCGGCUCUUCCUAAAGCUACUCGAGGCAGUCCUCAAAACCGGGAACAGGAUGAAUAUCGGGACGAUAAGAGGAGGGGCGAAGGCGUUCAAGCUCGAUGCGCUUCUAAAACUCGCGGACGUGAAGGGAGCAGAUGGGAAAACGACGCUCCUACAUUUCGUCGUUUUAGAAAUCAUACGAUCGGAGGGAGUAAGAGUCUCGGAGAGUAUUAUGGGCAAGAUUCAUAUCAAAAGCACGGGCUCAAGCUCGAGCGUGCAGGAAAAAGAAGAAAGCUACCGGAUCAUGGGGUUAGACCUCGUCGCCGGCUUGAGCAGCGAGCUAUGCAACGUCAAGAAAACAGCCACGAUCGAUCUCGACGUGGUGGCGAGCUCGGUGGCGAAUUUAUCUGACGGCAUGCAGAAGCUGCAGCAUUUAGUUGAAAAGGACAUUGCGGCAGAGGAGAAGAAGGGGGGAUUUGUGGAAUCGAUGAGAAUGUUUGUGAAAUAUGCGGAGACGAAGCUGAAGGAGCUGCGGGAGGAUGAGGACCGAGUGAUGCGCCAAGUUCGGGAGAUAACCGAGUACUUCCACGGCGACAAGUGGAAGGACGAGGCGAAUCCUCUUCGGAUUUUUGUAAUAGUACGAGAUUUUAUGAGCAUGUUAGACCAUGUUUGUAAGGAGCUGAAAAGCUCGAAAGGCCACCGGAAUGGGAACCCGUUGGCGGCGAGUUUCCGGUAGGUUGCUGGCGGCUUGUUCUGUAGUUUUCUCUGCUCUGUAUAUUCAUGGCAGAUAUGGAGAUUUGUUUGUGUGUAUUGACAUACUUAGUCUGGAAUUCAUUGUUCUUCUGAUGAGAUGGAAAAAAGGGUUUCUUUAAGCUGUGGCAGAUAGAAUCAGUAAAUGAGGUUUAUGUUUUCCGAUCGUGUAUUGAGUUGUUGUAGAAUAUUGAUUUUAGGUUAAAAUUGGUGUAGAAUGAUUUGAUUGCAUGUAGAGUUAAUAUUAAAUUUUGUGAUACAAAUUUGGUUUGAAUUGGAAUAUUUGUAAUACCCGGGAGGGAGCUGAGGCAUGCACAAGAGAGUUGGAUAAUAAAUUCUAAUUUAGGAAAAUAAUAAUGAUAAUAUAGUAUAUUAUUUAUAUUUAUUGUCCAACGUCUAAAAGAUACAGAGAACCAGAGUUUAAGCUAAAUAUCCAACAAAUUAGAUUUGACAAGAUAAAUCAACGUCUGAUGUUUAGGUUUGAAUAGACAUGCCUAUAUAUUUAUGUAGGAGUAUGGUGGCAUAUUUGAACAUAUACACAUGUAAUGAGUGUAUGGAAGUGUUUUGUUUAGUUUGUUUGAUGGGGAUACAUAGUGUGGCAUCAUUUUCAUGUUCAUAAUUUAUAAUUUAUAACUCUCCUCCCUCCCAUCAUUUGUCUUUCUGCUGCAAUAUAAUAUAUAUAUAUAUAUAUAUGUGCCUCAGUCGCUGCCAAACAUGCACUCAUUCCAAUUAUGGGAUUCUUUUGGAGUUUUCUCCUUGGCAGUGCUUUAGUGUUGUGUUUUGUUGGGGCAUACUAUAUUCAGACUGAUCAUAAUGGUAAUGAAAGACCUACCCAAGUCCUUUCUCUUUUGAAUAAGGAAUGAAAUAAUGACACAAAUUUAUAUGAUAUCCACAACUUGAAUAACAUGC